Messenger RNA from Babjeviella inositovora NRRL Y-12698, 584 nucleotides. RefSeq lists its product as uncharacterized. NCBI's taxonomy places the organism in Eukaryota, Fungi, Ascomycota, Pichiomycetes, Serinales. The transcript has a single exon. The record is from RefSeq and is a predicted model, not a curated record. Bases 370 to 540 code for a protein of 56 amino acids.
CGGCGUCAUAUAAACAUAAAAGGACUUUCAUGGUUGGUUAAUUGUUUGGAUAUCUGUGCUCUUGAGAGGUGGAGGGUGAUGAUGAGAUAGGAAGAGGUAAUUCAAGAAGGGAAGCUUUCGUCCCUUUAUAUAGUGUGUGGAUACUAUAAUUCAGGGAUAGGAGUGAAAUGGUCAUGCACUAAAUCCAACCCCAGUAAGGUGUACGGUACAUCUGAGCCAUGUCACAUAGAGUUUAAUUAGAGUAUAGUUUACGGCACAACCCAAACAGAGGAAAGACCGCGGAACGCUAGUGGCUUGCUGCCCCGAAUGGUUUAGUGAGGGGCUGAACCUCGGGAGCAGAUUAGCGUUUGGGGAUAGAGGGAGAAUACAAUGCCGGCUAGCACACAUACGUCAACUAACGGAGGGAUAUCCCGCACUGUUUUGGAAAAGGAGCCCACCAUGGCUAGCCACGGCAAUCCGGACGGUACUGCUACCUUUUCUUCAUAUUCCGAAGUUUCAUUACGUGGACACAAUUUUCACAUCCGCGCCAUUAAUAUGUGAAUGAUGCACAACGGAUAAAUUUAGAAUGUGGGGUAGCGUUUCGC